AUGACAGCGCGAGAAGGUGUGUUUCCGGAAGACGUGGCUGUUGCUGCAGUGGCAGCUGUCAUCUGAAUUGUUCUCAAAGGAUUGCAAGAACAGCUACUCUAAUAUAUAGUCUAUUCCUAUCUCGUCUUCACCCAUUUAUUCGGCGUCAAGAUGAUUUCGCUAACGGACUCCCAAAAGAUUGGAAUGGGAUUAACAGGCUUUGGCGUGUUUUUCCUCUUCUUCGGGAUGAUCCUGUUCUUUGACAAAGCUCUCCUGGCUAUUGGAAAUAUCUUAUUUGUCGCUGGACUUGCCUUUGUCAUCGGGCUGGAGAGGACCUUCCGCUUCUUCUUCCAGAAGCACAAGAUGAAGGCCACCAGUUUCUUCCUUGGAGGUGUGUUUGUGGUGCUGAUUGGCUGGCCCAUCAUUGGAGUUGUGCUGGAGAUCUACGGCUUUUUCCUCUUGUUCAGGGGUUUCUUCCCAGUUGUAGUUGGCUUUAUUCGAAGAAUACCUGUCCUUGGCUCAAUCCUCAACCUGCCCUUCAUCAGUGCAUAUGUGGACAAAGUGGGCGAGAGCAACACCAUGGUAUAACAGUGACUUUUUGUACCCAGAGGAGGCUGUUUGAGUGCAGCAGGUUUUUUAUAGCAACACAAAAUCCCAUCAGGCUGAUUGAAAGCAGCAAACGUAUAUGUUCAGAUUCCUCCCCCCUCCUGCAGGCAAAGACUGCUCUCUAUCUGUCUGUAAUGUCACUGGUCAGUGCUACCAAUCAAAGGUUCAUCAGAGCGUUGCACCGCCAGUCUGUUACUAAAGGGUGGAGUGACUAAGGUCACUACAAAAAAUAUUUCAAAUGCUAUUGAUCCCUUCUCCAUUGAGUGCAUCUGGCAUGAAAAUGGAGGAUGGAAGACUCCCUCAAAGCACCACUGACUCUGUCUACAUGACUUUCUUACUCUGUGGAGGAAACAGACAAAACCACUCGCUCUCCACAAGGACGAGAAGUGGACCGACCGACAGCUUGCCAUAUUGUCACAUUUCUGUGCCUGUGCUUUAACUUUAUUUUGGAAGAGAGCUUUUAAGUCCAGCAUUUUGUCUCUUUACAGUUAUUCUGUGUCAUUUUGAUCUUUUUUGUCUUGCAUCUCUUUGAAUACCAAGUGUGGCUGAUGUAAUAUUUUCCCUAUGUAAUUUCUGUUUACGGUUGACUAAAUGAGAACCUAAGUAUAAAUUAUUUUUCAAACAAC
This is a messenger RNA of Acanthopagrus latus (yellowfin seabream), 1211 nucleotides long. It is a transcript of the gene golt1ba, whose product is annotated as golgi transport 1Ba. The coding region runs from base 151 to 567 and encodes 138 amino acids. The transcript is spliced from 5 exons. Gene Ontology annotation, biological process: endoplasmic reticulum to Golgi vesicle-mediated transport; retrograde transport, endosome to Golgi. NCBI's taxonomy places the organism in Eukaryota, Metazoa, Chordata, Actinopteri, Spariformes, Sparidae. Gene Ontology annotation, cellular component: endoplasmic reticulum; membrane. The record is from RefSeq and is a predicted model, not a curated record.